AUGGUCGAGUCCAGCGACCUAUCCCCCGACGAUGUCAAGUCGGCUGAGUUAAUAGAAGCCUCAAACGCAACUGAAAAAGCCCCCUCCCCCUCAAUUUCGUCCAGGCCGAUAGACGCGGAUCGGGAAGGAUCAGAAGCCGGACAAGGGGGCCUUGUUGACUUCGGCGACGAGACGGACUUAUCAAAUUCUCAAAAUUGGUCCCCGAAACUCAAGUGGUCGCUAAUUGUUUUAGUCUCUCUGUUGGAUUUCGCAGUAUCUCUAGCGACGAUCAUCUGUGCGCCAGUCGCACCCCAGAUCUUGGCCGAGUUUAACGAGACAAAUGAUUUCUACAUAACCUUUAUUGUCUCGGUCUGGGAGCUUGGCGAAAUUUUCGGCCCGCUCAUCGUCGCUCCUCUCUCUGAGCUCUACGGACGAUUGUAUAUUUACCACGCCGGCAAUGUCCUCUCCAUUAUAUUCUCGGCCGCUUGUGCCUUGAGUACUAAUAUCCAGAUGCUGGUAGCAUUCCGCUUCCUGAAUGGCCUGGCAGUUGUGUCCACGGCACUCAACCCUAGUAUUGUUGGUGAUCUCUUCCGAGUUGAACAGCGAGGAAGUGCAAUGUCAUUAGUAGGUCUUGCUACGAUGAUGGGGCCCGUCGUCGGUCCUAUCAUAGGAGGUUAUCUUGGCGGCGCAAUGGGAUGGCGAUGGUGUUUCUGGCUCAUCACCAUCCUGUGCGGCUUUCUCGAAAUAUGCUUUUUGCUCUUGCUGCGUGAAACCUAUUCCGUACAGAUCCUAAAAAGCAAAGCAAAGAAACUCCGCAAGGAGACGAAUAAUCUUAGCAUAAAGUCUAAGUACGAAACGGAUCAUACGGCGCUGCAACUGCUUCAAAACGCGUGUAUACGGCCUAUGUUAUUGCUCUUCACGUCGCCCAUUUUAUUCCUAAUGUCCCUAUACGUUGCUGUGGUUUAUGGAUAUCUCUACCUCGUUAUGACAACUAUCACCUCUGUGUUCGAAUCUGUUUACAAUUUUUCGUCAACCGUAGUCGGCCUCAGCUUUCUGGGACUUGGUAUUGGCUGCGUGAUUGGUGUUUUCUUCUGCCGAGCAACGCUCGAUCUCUGGGUUCGUCGUCAGGCCAAAUCCGGACAUGUUCAACCUGAACAACGUCUUCCGCCUGUUAUAUUCGGCGGGUUUAUUCUUCCCGUUGGUUUAUUCAUGUACGGUUGGACAGCCGAGGUUCACACACAUUUCUUGGCGCCAAUAAUCGCUACCGGGAUCCUGGGCAUGGGUCUUGUUUCCACUACAAUUCCGGUGCGAAGCUACCUCGUUGACGCAUUUGGAAUAUACGCUGCAAGCGCAAUUGCCGGGUGUGCUGUAUUAAGAAAUCUUGGUGGAACCUUUGUUCCGCUCGCAGGGCCACCAUUGUAUCAAAAGCUAGGGCUCGGCUGGGGCAACUCGGUGUUGGGUUUUAUUGCGUUAGCUUUUAUACCUGUCCCGUUGCUCUUGAUGAGAUAUGGUCAAGCAUUAAGAUCAAGGGACAAACGGAAAUUCGAAUGGUGA
Molecule: messenger RNA, 1533 nt
Organism: Daldinia childiae
Lineage: Eukaryota; Fungi; Ascomycota; Sordariomycetes; Xylariales; Hypoxylaceae
Exons: 3
Coding region: 1-1533 (510 amino acids)
Biological process (GO): transmembrane transport
Molecular function (GO): transmembrane transporter activity
Source: RefSeq, a predicted model, not a curated record